AUGCAAUGGCCAAGCAACUGUCCUUCCUUCCGCCCCAGAAUGCUUGCGGUCUACAUCGUCGCAUUCGCCUUGACCUUGGUGUCUGCCAAGCCACUCCGCGACUCGCUCGUGGUCCAUGAGCGUCGUAACACCGCUCCAUUUGGUUUCAUGGUCAAAGGUGCUGCCCCCAGUGAAGAGGUCCUCAAUCUUCGCAUAAACCUUGUCCAAAACGACCUUGCGGGGCUCGAGAGCGCCGUUUUGGCUGCAGCCACUCCUUCUUCUCCUACCUACGGCCAGUGGCUCUCGAAAGAACAAGUCGAGGCCUUCUCCCGCCCAACUGACGAAACCACCGCUGCUGUUAACCAGUGGCUAUCCGACAAUGGCAUCGACUCGACACCAUUGUCAGCAUCUGGCGAUUGGAUUUCGAUACGGGUACCCGUGUCCAAGGCCAACGAGCUGUUGAACGCCGACUUCAAUGUCUUCACCCAUGCUGCAAGCGGUGUCGAUUCCAUCCGCACCCUUGAAUACUCUCUUCCCGCUUCCCUUCAGAACCACAUCAAAGUCGUAACUCCGACGACGUCAUUUGCUGCUCCGCGUCGUUCUGGUCCCGUCUUCCAAGCUGCCAAGAUUCAAGAGCGCGCUACGGUUCCCUCUAGUUGCAAGAACACGAUGACGCCUACGUGUCUUCAGGCUCUGUACAGCAUCCCCACCACCGCUGCCACCAACAAAACCGGUUCUAUUGGUGUUGCUGGCUUUGAUGACCAAUUCGCUAACCAGGCCGACUUGACCCAAUUCCUCAAAGCCCAACGCACUGACAUGAGCUCUUCAACGGCUUUCACGUUGACAUCUGUUGAUGGGGGAACCAACAGUCAAACCAGAAGCCAGGCAGGUGUUGAGGCUGAUUUGGAUAUUCAAUAUACCGUUGGGCUUGCUACUGGCGUUCCAGUCACUUUCGUAUCUGUCGGCACACAGACCAAGGACGGCGCUGACGAGGGUUUCCUUGACAUCAUCACCGCUCUAAUUGCCGAAAGCGCUCCGCCACAGGUCCUCACAACUAGCUACGGCUUCAACACCGAGGCAUCGCUGUCUAAAUCCCUCACCUUCGCCAUGUGUGACUCGUAUAUGCAGCUGGCGUCUCGUGGUGUGAGCAUUCUCUUCGCUUCAGGUGACGGUGGUGUUGCAGCUACUCCCGGAGAGUCUUGCAACAACAAGCCUUUCCUCCCGACUUUCCCUACCUGCCCUUUCGUCACCCUCGUUGGCGCUACCACCGGUUCUCCUGAAACUGGUGCUAGUCUCUCUGCUGGUGGUUUCUCAAACUACUUCGCAACGCAGUCAUGGCAGGCAAGCGCGGUUUCAACCUAUAUCAGCUCCAUCGGCACCCAGUAUGCCGGCAAAUAUAACACCACUGGCCGUGGCUACCCUGAUGUCUCCGCCAUCGGAGAGUCGGUUUGGAUCGUCCAGGAUGCUUCAACUGGUCUGGUCGAUGGAACAUCAUGCUCUUCACCCAUUUUUGCAUCCGUUAUUGGUCUGAUCAAUGACCGUCUCCUUGCGGCAGGCAAGCCCGUGCUCGGCUUCCUGAACCCGUGGUUGUAUGCAAACCCAGGGAUGUUCAACGACAUCACGAGCGGGACCAACCCCGGCUGUGGCACGCAAGGAUUCUCGGCCAAGGCGGGCUGGGACCCUGUUACCGGGCUUGGGUCACCCAACUUCCCAGCGAUGCUGAAGGCAGCUGGUUUGUAA
Molecule: messenger RNA, 1719 nt
Organism: Mycena indigotica
Lineage: Eukaryota; Fungi; Basidiomycota; Agaricomycetes; Agaricales; Mycenaceae
Product: Subtilisin-like protein
Exons: 7
Coding region: 1-1719 (572 amino acids)
Biological process (GO): proteolysis
Molecular function (GO): tripeptidyl-peptidase activity; serine-type endopeptidase activity
Source: RefSeq, a predicted model, not a curated record